CUUUGUUGUUAAGCAACUCUUCAGGUAAAUCUUGACUCCCAGCUUUGCGAAUGAAAGAAUGAUCAGUGAAGCCUGGUUUCUCGACACUCAAUAAGCUUCGGCUGACAAGAAAGAGAAGAUGUGCAAAGACAAGAUACUCUCUUUAUUUUCAAAGAUGCCAAAACCCACUGAUGUGAUGCUAACCGUGCCAGUAUACCAGCAACAGCAGUAUGGCGUCUCCAGGUUCCUGAAGAUCAAGCCACUGGCUUUGGGGAUUUUGGAACUAUUGCUAGCCUUAUUGGGACUCUGUUUGACAAUCUGGAAUGUUCAUUUUUCUCUUCUCUGGUCACCAAUCAGCUUCAUUUUAACUGGAGUAUUAACAGUCUCGGCAGCAAGCACGUGUAAACCAUGUCUGGUCAAAUCCUCACAAAUGCUCAGUUAUUUCAAUGCGGCAGCAGCAGCUCUGUCUCUCUGCUUUCAUUUUUAUUACACUUGGGGUGUGACCUGCUUUCUCCUGAUGGCCUGUGAUACUCUCAUCCUCAUCUUCUCUGUCACUGUUGCUUUAACCUCCUGUUCCUGUUGCUGCAGACCAAAGUCAAGACAUGUCGAGAUCAGUUAUAUGAACGCAGAUUUGCCCGUCAACCAUAUUGUGCUCAUGGGCCAGCCGGACCCCUCUGCAGUGGUACAGUCCGUUAGUUCAGUCAUGUAUGUGCUGCCAGCAGUCCCACCUGCGCCUCUGCCAAAUUACAGUCCAGUACCAACUACACCUCCACCAGCCUAUGACCAGGUCUCAGCUGCACCUCCACCAAACUACGGUCCAGUCCCGAGUGCUCCUCCACCAGCAUAUGCGUAUGAAGAUUUACAGACCAGAAGAUGAACCGGAUCUCAGUUGGUGUUUACACGUUGGAUUAUGGC
Molecule: messenger RNA, 894 nt
Organism: Sinocyclocheilus anshuiensis
Lineage: Eukaryota; Metazoa; Chordata; Actinopteri; Cypriniformes; Cyprinidae
Exons: 7
Coding region: 119-856 (245 amino acids)
Source: RefSeq, a predicted model, not a curated record